Cucurbita moschata (crookneck pumpkin) is the source of this 1830-nucleotide messenger RNA. Its product is annotated as xyloglucan galactosyltransferase XLT2-like. Gene Ontology annotation, molecular function: galactosyltransferase activity. Gene Ontology annotation, biological process: xyloglucan biosynthetic process. The record is from RefSeq and is a predicted model, not a curated record. Lineage: Eukaryota; Viridiplantae; Streptophyta; Magnoliopsida; Cucurbitales; Cucurbitaceae. The transcript has a single exon. Bases 76 to 1554 code for a protein of 492 amino acids.
ACCAAUUCUCCCCUGGCGGUGACGGUCACAGUCGCUCCGGACGCCGGAAUUAAACCGCUUGUUCGUUUUAUUCUGAUGCUUCCUCUUUCCGGUAACUCCUCGCCGGCGGAGCACCACCCGAAGAAGUUCAAAUCGUCCGAGUUGUUCGACAAGAAGAACGCGUUCAACUCGUUGUUACAGCAAUUUCAUCAUCAACAAUCUCGGCUAUGGCUUCUCCUUGUAAUCCUCUCUCUCCAGAUCCUUCUUCUCUUCACCAUUCGCUUCCUCCCUCUCCCUCUCCCACCGGCGCUUUCCUCUUCCACCAAUCGCCUCCGCCGCUUCCCCUCCGUCGCCGUCGUCUCCUCCGCCGCUGCCGAUGAAUGUAAAAACGGCCGGAUCUUCGUCUACGAUCUGCCGUCGGCAUUUAACAAGGAUAUUCUCGAAAACUGCGACAAUCUGAAUCCGUGGAGCUCGAGUUGCAGAGCGAUGGCGAACGGCGGAUUCGGACAGAGAGCGGAUUCUCUCGCCGGAAUCAUUCCGGAGAAUCUUCUUCCGUCGUGGUAUUGGACGGACCAAUUCGUGACGGAGAUUAUUUUCCAUAACCGUAUUGUGAAGCAUAAAUGCCGUGUUUCAGAGCCGGAAUUGGCUACGGCGUUCUACAUACCGUUUUACGCUGGACUCGCAGUGGGGAAAUUCCUCUGGACGAAUUCAACCGUAGAGGAUCGGGAUCAGCACUGCCGUAUGAUUCUUAGAUGGCUUGCAGAUCAGGAGUAUUACAAAAAAUCCAACGGCUGGGAUCAUUUCAUUACAAUGGGACGAAUCACAUGGGAUUUCCGCCGGAGCAAGGAUAAGGAUUGGGGAUCGGAGUGUAUUUAUUUGCCCGGAAUGAGGAACAUAACUCGGCUUCUGAUUGAGCGAAAUCCGUGGGAUUAUUUUGACGUCGGUGUACCCUACCCCACAGGAUUCCACCCCAGGGGCCAGGACGACGUGACGGCCUGGCAGGACUUCGUCCGCACGCGCCGUCGUACGCAUCUCUUCUGCUUCGCCGGUGCGACUCGCGCCGCCUUUGGCAACGACUUCCGAGCGGUACUUCUCGACCAAUGCCGCAACUCCACGGCGGAGAAAUGCCGCGUUGUCGACUGCGCUGGUAGUCGCUGCACCAACGGCACAUCGGCGAUUCUGGAGACGUUUCUCUCCUCAGAUUUUUGCCUACAGCCGAGAGGGGACAGUUUCACGCGGCGGUCGAUCUUCGAUUGCAUGAUUGCCGGAGCGAUUCCAGUGUUCUUCUGGCGGCGGACGGCGUAUUACCAGUACGAAUGGUUCUUACCUAGCGAACCGGGGAGUUACUCGGUUUUUAUAGACCGGAACGCGGUGAAGAACGGGACGGCCUCCAUUGAAGCGGUUCUGGAGAGGUUUAGCAGAGAGGAAGUGAGGGAGAUGAGAGAGAGAGUGAUCGAGUCAAUUCCGAAGCUCGUUUACGGCACCGGCGGCGUCAGAGACGCGUUCGACGUGGCCGUCGAUGGGGUUUUGAGGAGGUUUAAAGAGCAAAAUGAGUGGGGGUACAAGUGGAAAUAAGGAAAAGUAGAGGGGGUAGAAAUGCAAAUAAUGAAAGAAAAGGGGGGAAAACUGUAAUCGGUAUAUAUUUGUGUAUGUAGGGAGAUUAUACGAUUCUUUUGGACCGAAUAACAAAUUUGGAGGGUAAUUUUGAUAAAGUUAGGGGAAGGGUAUAAUUGCAAAAAGUGAGAAAAGUUGGAAUUUUGGUGGGGCCCUUGGGAUAAUGUUGUAUUGUAGCCCAAAAUUGGAUUUUUAUUUAGAAAAAUGAAAGGUUUGGAAUCAAAGCUUUUUGGUUUC